GUUAGUUAGGCAAACCUUCAUUCCUAGAUGAUCAUUCGAUUGGUAAAUAGUUCAUUGCUUCCCACAUGCUUGAAAUCUUUCCGCCUUUGGUUACUGGUUAGGAUGGUGGUUUGAUUAACAACUUGAUAGGUUGUUAACAGGCAGGACAGGUGUUGCAAGCAUCAUUGCUCGGUUUGGUUCCGAGUGUUUCCGGCUAUCCUUGCUUUGCCUCUUGAGUGCGUUAGGUUAUGGCAGUGCCGCCCGCACAAAUCCGUAUUCCUUUUCAGCCUCUUUUGAGGCAGGUUGUAGAGUGCUUGCACUUUCCAAAGCCAAUGUACGAUAUGUUAGAUAUAGAUAAAAAUAAUGUUUGCGUGGCGGUGAGGCCGGGAACGAGUGCAAUUGCUUAUGUGUACAUUGGCGGAGAAGCUCCUACACUGGAGGAGUCUUGCGAGAGAGCUGCUGAGAAGGCUGUCCGUAGCCUUAUAAAAAAAUAUGAUGUUGUUGUUGAGGAUUUUACUUCUGCUAGCAAUAGGGCCCUUGAAAGAUGUGCGAGGUUGUAUCGUCUCAAGAGAGUUGAGUUAGAGGGUAUUGAAAGCGGACAUCCACAGGUCCUGCCUCCAGAACAUCAUUGUAUGGACAUUCGAGUUUCUGUGAAACACGUGCGUCUGGAUUAUAUAGGAGUAUUGCGCACCGUGGUUGCCCAGACUCAAGUCUUGCUUGCUCCUAUUGAGCAUCUCCAGUUUGGGCCUCACACUUGGGUUUGUUGGUUGACAUUCACAAGUCCGCACAAGAGUAAUGCUAUGGAGUCUGUUGUUGGGGAUUAUACAGAGACUCUUGAGGAUGCUAAGCAAAGUGUAGCAAAGAAGGCCAUCUAUUGCUUGAUGCGCCUCUAUGCUUUUGAACUUGUAGACGCGAACUAUGGGUCUGGGAAAUACGCUGCUGUUGUGUAUUCUCUUGAACAAGAAAGUUGCUCGACUGUGAGGGAGCGCAUGUCCGGGGUUAAAGAAACUAUUCAGCCUAGCGCCCUUGUGAUUGAGCAAGACUGCUUGACUCCCCGUGGUUGUCCAUUUCAGAUACCCUCUAUGAUUACUGCUCCUCUCCCCCCCAAAAAGCGCAUGUCCAGACCCUCUUUUGUCAGGCCAUCUGUUCCUGGUUCUACUUCUGCAACCCCGGUCUUCUUUGUUCCACCUGAACUUGACACUGUGUUCAAACGCCGGAAGACUGUUUAACCUACCGAAAUAGUUCAACCUUUGGGGUGUGAGCACACCGUGCUCUGUUUCGUGAAACUGCCUCCUCUUUUGAUGGGACAAGCCUAGAUGUAUUCCUAUAAUUUAGGUGGCUUGUAUAUGUAAUAUUAGGGGUGAUGGUUCUCUUUUGGUUCCCUCUUGCUGUAUCGCCAUACAGUUUCUCUUUUGUUAGCUGUCAAGCUUGUUAGGUAGUUCAAGUUGUAAUGGUGCUAUGUUUAGAAAUUCUGGUUCGUCGUAUAUGGCGAUCAUAUGUAUGCUUUUAAUAGCAGUCAACUUUGUAUUGAAUCCUUAUGUUUAAAUGAAAUUCAGUUUGUUUUGGAGCACUCUUCUUUGUAUCCUGCUUUACAGUGCUUUUCCCUUUCCUUGAUGUAUCGUGUCUCACUUCCCUGAUGCUGCCUCCUGCUCAUGUUUCUUGUUGUUAAUUGCAUUCUAAAUUUACCUAGGGUUGUUUGAUAUGUAAAUGUAAGUUGGUGGACACACCAGACUAACAUGUAUGUCUAUUCAGGUCUGUAGGUUGUGUUCACAGUUAUUGAAUGUUGGGUUUUGGUUGAGGAGAGGCUCUCACUUGUGUUGUUCGUUUUGUACACAGCGUGUUCUUUGUGCCUUUGUUUGUCGA
Messenger RNA from Spinacia oleracea (spinach), 1842 nucleotides. RefSeq lists its product as uncharacterized. The transcript has 3 exons. The record is from RefSeq and is a predicted model, not a curated record. Lineage: Eukaryota; Viridiplantae; Streptophyta; Magnoliopsida; Caryophyllales; Amaranthaceae. The coding region runs from base 228 to 1208 and encodes 326 amino acids.